Molecule: messenger RNA, 345 nt
Organism: Rotaria socialis
Lineage: Eukaryota; Metazoa; Rotifera; Eurotatoria; Philodinida; Philodinidae
Source: the annotation of a GenBank genome assembly
AUGCCACCACCUCCUUACAAUGAAAAGGCUGCUGCUCGUUAUAUAUAUCAGAGUCCACCACCAAUCAUGAAUCCAACGUUGCAACAACCGGGAUUUCAUGGAACAACUAUGGGUCCUCUUUCUGAACAUCCGAUGCAAUGUGUUUGCUCUAGAUGUGGUGCUUUAAUAGUGACACGUACAGAAAAAGAAGCAGGUGUUGUUACGUGGCUUCUAUGUGGUGGUCUAAUACUGAUUGGUUGCUGGUUAUGCUGUUGUUUUAUCCCAUUUUGUAUUGAUGGAGCUAAAGAUACGGCACAUUAUUGUCCGAAUUGUGGUAGUUUGGUGGGUGUGAAACAUCUUAUAUAA